UAUCGAACUGUCCUUGUCCCGGUGGUGAAGUCUCCCGGCUUUCCAAAGAUCCCAGGAAAAACUCUGAGUUUCAUUUACUUUGCACCUGAUGACGAAAACCCUGAGAUUCAUCGGCCUGUGUUCCUCGAGCUGACGCCAUCGCCUGAGAUGACCUACAGGACCCUGCCCGGGACCAGCAACGAGAUGAAUGUCUUGGGAAUCGUCAUCUUCUCAGCCACGAUAGGACUUCUCCUGGGAAAAAUGGGCGAGCGAGGAACUCCGCUGGUUAACGUGUGCCAGUGCCUGAACGAAGCUGUUAUGAAAAUUGUCUCAAUGGCAGUUUGGUACUUUCCCUUUGGCAUCGUAUUUCUUAUCGCUGGAAAGAUCCUGGAGAUGGAAGACCCGUCAGUCAUAGGCCAGAAGCUCGGUCUAUACGCCAUCACAGUGGUCUCAGGGCUGGCCAUCCACGGCCUCGUCCUCUUACCUCUGCUCUUUGUGCUCAUCACCAAGAAAAACCCCUUUCCAUUCAUUCAGGGGAUACUGCAAGCCUUGCUGAUCGCCUUAGCUACGUCUUCCAGCUCCGCGACCCUGCCCAUCACCCUCAAGUGUCUCCUGGAAAACAACGGCAUAGACCGACGCGUGGCACGCUUCGUCCUGCCCGUCGGCGCCACCAUCAACAUGGACGGCACAGCGCUGUACGAGGCCGUCGCCGCCAUCUUCAUCGCGCAGGUCAACGAAUAUGACUUGGAUUUGGGGCAAAUUAUAACAAUAAGCAUCACGGCAACAGCAGCAAGCAUAGGGGCAGCUGGGAUCCCCCAGUCCGGGCUCGUCACGAUGGUCAUCGUGCUGACUUCCGUGGGGCUGCCGACCGACGACAUCACCCUCAUCAUCGCGGUCGACUGGGCUCUGGAUCGGUUUCGAACUAUGACCAACGUCCUCGGGGACGCGCUGGCUGCUGGCAUCAUAGCGCACGUCUGCGAGAAAGACUUUGCCCCAAAGCCCCCCGUGCAAGAUCCGGUAAGCAACACAGACAAGACCCCGCCACUGCAUCCCAAAGACAACGUGAUUGAAAUGAUUGAAGAAACUCUGCUCGAUCAGACAGGGGUUCACUAUAACAUCUGUCAGGUGUAG
Molecule: messenger RNA, 1110 nt
Organism: Apaloderma vittatum (bar-tailed trogon)
Lineage: Eukaryota; Metazoa; Chordata; Aves; Trogoniformes; Trogonidae
Product: excitatory amino acid transporter 5-like
Exons: 7
Biological process (GO): L-glutamate transmembrane transport
Cellular component (GO): plasma membrane
Molecular function (GO): neutral L-amino acid transmembrane transporter activity; L-glutamate transmembrane transporter activity; glutamate:sodium symporter activity
Source: RefSeq, a predicted model, not a curated record